UCUGCAGCUCUGGAGUGAUGCUCAGAUCGAGGAGAGCAGGGCUUGAGGAUGUAGGAGGAUCCCAGAUAGCGAGGGGCUCGUAAAUCUACCCGAAUCAGACGCGUUUGCACUGACGAGGAAGGGGGGGGGGCAUCAUCCAUCCACAGUGAGCAGAGCUGCGUGUCCUCAUAGCCAAAGUCGGCGAUCAGAUUCGCUUUGCUUCCUGAAAGAGAAAGAGAGAGUGGGGGACAGCUUUCCUGUUCUCUCUCUCUCUCUCUCUCUCUCUCUCUCUCUCUCUCUCUCUCUCUUUCCUCCAUGGAUUUCUGCCUCUCAUACUUGCGCACGCACAUGAAGGGCAACGCGGCUCGGUCGCAUCCCGGAGUACAACAUGACACAUUAUAGGAGGACGGGGUCGAUGAAAAGCAGCACGUCUCUCAAUCUGGUGACGGGAUUUUUCCAGUAUCUGCGCGAUGAGCAAGAAGCAGUGCAAAAAAGAACCUUUACAAAAUGGAUCAACUCACACUUGGCAAAGCACAAACCUCCGCUGGUGGUCGCCGACCUGUUUGAAGACAUAAAGGAUGGGAUAAAGUUACUAGCCCUCCUGGAGGUCCUGUCUGGACAGAAAUUGCCUUGUGAGCAAGGCCGUCAGCUCAAGAGGAUCCACUGGGUGUCCAAUGUUGGCACGGCGCUCAAGUUUCUGGAGAGCAGGAGGAUCAAGUUAGUCAACAUAAACGCGACUGACAUUGUUGAUGGAAGGCCGUCCAUCGUCCUUGGCUUAAUAUGGACCAUCAUCCUGUAUUUCCAGAUCGAGGAGCUGACCAGUAACCUGCCGGCCAUCAGGUCGCUGUCCAGCAGCACCUCAUCUGUAGACAGCAAGGCCAGCUCUGAGAUGGCCAGUCCGCCCAUGAAGAGGAAGGUGGUGACCAAGUUCCAGGGUAGCGCCAAGAGAGCGCUGCUCAGAUGGGUGCAGCAUGUAGCAUCCAGACACCUGGCCAUCGAGGUGAAGGACUUUGGGCUCAGCUGGCGAAGCGGGGUGGCUUUCCACUCGGUCAUCCAUGCCAUCCGUCCGGACCUGGUGGACAUGGAGCUCGUGCAGAAGAGGACCAACAGGGAGAAUCUGGAGGAGGCCUUCUCCCUGGCGGAGAACGAGCUCGGCAUUCCGCGACUGCUGGAUCCAGAAGAUGUUGACGUCGACAAACCGGACGAGAAAUCCAUCAUGACCUACAUCGCCCAGUUCCUCAAACAUUACCCUGACCUCCAUGACAGUGAGACAGAUGGACAGCAAGAAGAGAGGGAGGACCGCAGGAUGCUGAGGGAGCUGAAGACCUGGCUGGACCAGCUGGAACGGGAGCUGCUCCGGGCUCAGGGGGCCGAGGGCAGCUUGCCUGACAAGUACCAGGCGUUCAAAGGAUUCCGGGUGCAGUUCGAGAUGAAGAAGAAGCAGAUGGAGGGACUGCUGCAGCCCGUGCACAGGGAGGGGAGGCUGUCCUCCGACCAGGCGCUGGUCAAGCAGGCGUGCGAGCGGGUGUCCGCCAGGCUCUUAGACUGGCACAUCCACCUAGACAAGUCACUUCCUGGCGUGCUGGGUGUCAUUGGGGCCUGGCUUCACCGGGGGGAGAUGGCGCUCUUCGAGGAAAUUUCCAUUCAACAAGCCCAUGAGGAGACGGCCAACGUGAUCCACAGGAAGUUAGAGCAGCACAGGGAAGUGUUAAAAAGUCUGGAGGGACACAAGCCCGCCUUCCAGCAGAUUCACAAGGAUCGCUCGGUCAAUGGGGUCCCUGUACCUCCCGAACAACUUCAUGACAUGGCUGAGAGAUACAACUACGUGUGCACGUCGUUCCAAGUCCAUAUGAUGAAACUGGACUUCUGGGAGAUGAAGUAUCGCUUGAUGGCGUUUCUGAUACUGGCCGAGGCCAAGCUGAAGUCCUGGAUCAUCAAAUACGGCCGAAGAGAGUCGGUUGAGCUCCUGCUACAGAAUUACAUAUCGUUCAUCGAGGGACAGAAGUUCUUCGAGCAGUAUGAGACAACCUUCCACAUUCUGAAGCAGGCAGCUGAGGUCUACCUCAAAUCUGAUUGCUCAGCGGAAGAGUGCGAGGAAGUGAGCAAGUUCCUGAAUGACGCCACGGCGCAGUGGAAAAACCUUUCGGUGGAGGUGCGGAGCGUGCGCAGCAUGCUGGAGGAGGUCAUCUCCAACUGGGAGAAGUACAGCAGCACCGUGGCCAGCUUACAGGCCUGGCUGGAAGACGCGGAGCAGAUGCUGAACCAGCCCGAGAGCGCCAAGCGGGAGUUUUUCCGGAAUCUUCCACACUGGAUUCAGCAGCACAUGGCCAUGAACGACGCUGGGAACUUUCUCAUCGAGACCUGCGACGAAACCGUCUCCCGGGACCUGAAGCAACAGCUGCUGCUUCUCAACGGCAGAUGGAGGGAACUCUUUGUUAAAGUCAAACAAUACGCACGGGCGGAUGAGGUGGACAAGAUGCGAAAGGACUACCAGGAUGGAAUCUCUGCCCUGAAAGCCUUUGUGGAUGCAGCAAAUGAAAAAAUAAAUGCCUCUGUACAAGUGUCCUUCUUGAACAUCCGGUCUUUCGUUCAAGAUAUCGAGGACAUCAAGCAAAAAAUCCCCACUAUGGAGGCACAGUACAAGAUGGUUACGCGAAAUACCCAGUUGCUGACCAAGGACACUUCCCAGGAAGAAGUCACGCAGAUGCUGAGCGUCAUGGCAACCAUCAAGGAACAGCUCUGCAAGAUCAGGGAGAGGUGUCUUCCUUUGCUGCGUGAGUCCCAGUCGCUGCUCCCCCUUCUGGAGGAGAACGAGAAGCAGAUCACCAGCUUCUAUCAGUCCCUGGAGAAGGCCUGUCGGCUGCUGUCCAACCACGAUCCCGAGUCUCCGGUCGACUUUAAGCAGAAAUGUCAGGAGCUGCUCUCCCUGCAGCAGAACUGUAAAAAGUGCUUGUCUAUGAUCGAGAGGAACCAUCAGUCUGUCCAGAGGGCUCUGUGCAACAGCAGGACUCUGCAGAACCUGGAUAAGUCCCUUCUGCAGAAACGUGUGGUGGAGCUACAAGCCUCUUUGCAGGCCAUGGCGAAGGAGUCAGCAGACUGGAGGAGACACGUAGAGGCUAACAGUAGCCUCAUGAAGAGGUUUGAAGAGUCUCGUGUCGAGUUGGAGAAGGUACUUAAGGGCGCCCAGGCUUCCCUGAAGGAGAAGGGGAACCCAGAGGAGCUGCUCAAGACGCACACUGAGUUUUUUGGCCAACUUGACCAGCGGGUCCUCAACACAUUCCUAAAGGCGUGCGAUGAGCUCACAGAUAUUCUGCCUGACCAGGAGCAGCACAGUCUGCAGGACACGGUCAGGAAGCUCCAUAAGCAAUGGAAGGACCUCCAGGUGGAGGCGCCAUGUCACCUGCUGCGCUUAAAAGCGGAAGUGGAGCAAAGUCGUUUGAUGACGUCUUUACAGGAGUGCCAGGAAGAGCUGGCUCGGGAAGACCAGUGUCUUCCCAGCAUGGGCAGUGAGAGACUCAUCAAGGAGCAUCGGGCCUUUUUCAGAGAUAGUGGGCCCCAUCUGCUCUGCGAGAAGAGACUGCAGCACAUUGACGAACUAUCCCAGAAGCUUCCGAAGAGUGACUCCGCCCACCGAACCCUGGAGAGCGCCAGGGCCGCCUUUGACGAGGUCAUGGUCCAGAUCAGCAGGACCCAGCAGAAACUCCUGGAGCACCCUGACAAGUGGAAGGAGUUCAACUCCAGGUUUUCCCAGCUCUCGUCAUGGGUCUCGUCUAAGGAAAGCCGGCUACGGCUGCUCCGGAAUGACGCCAGCAGUCCCGGAAAGUUCGGGCAGGUGAAAUCCACGAUUCAGGAGCUUCGACAUGAAGCGGAGAACCAGGAGGGGAAUCUUAGUUGGCUCAAGACUCGCCUGGCCGCCCUGGUAGAGGUCUGUGCCGAGAGCGAGGCCAAGAAACAGGCUGCUGCUCUCAGCCAGCUGUCCUCUGACUUCAAGGGCCUCCUCUCUUCAUUGACUGAGUCUGAGAAGGUGGUGUCGGCAGUGGAGGACUGUGUGCAGUUCCAGGAGGAGGUACGGGGUUCUCUGGGAGAGCUGCUGCAGGCUCAGCAAGAGGCACAGGCGGAGGCCUGUAAAAUCCUGGACUCGGAGAGUGUGAGAGAGGCCCAGCAUUUGCUCCUCAUACAUCAGCAACAGCUGAAACGUCUGCGGGGGAAGAGGAGAGACAUGCUGCAGCAGAUCCUACGUGGCCAGCAGCUACAGGGGGAGCGGGGGCUGAGCCCCUCCCUGCAGCCAGACCUGCAGAAGCUGGAGGCCACGCUCAGCACCAUGGACCAUACCAUAGAGGCACAGGAGCACAAUCUGCAGGUGACACUGGACGCGUGGCAGGAAUUUGAAGACCAGCGCAGGGGGGUCAUAGACUUUGUGAACAAGGCCUGUCCCAUUCUGGACAGGGAACCCAUAUUCAGCAGCACAGAGAGCUUGUCAACAGAGCUGGAACAGUCUAGGGAGCUGUCCAAACUGUGUGGGAUGCAGGCCGCACUGGUACACACCCUCCUGAAGAGGGCAGCAGAGAUCCAGCUUGGCCCAAACAACCUAUCCCUACUUCAGCAGCAAGCCCGCUCUGCCAGUGAGCAAGUGGACCGUGUGGAAACUGGGCUCAAGAAAGAUGUUAAACACCUGGAGGGAAUGAAAUCCAGGUGGGAGGAAUUCCUUAACACGUUCGAGGCAUUUUCCACAUGGAUUUCACAAAAAGAGAGGGUACUGGACACUCUGACCACGUCUUCCGCGUCACUCAAGCAACAGAUCGACACUGUGAAGUCCGUGCACAUAGAGCUGAAGCAAAGAAGUGAAACAUUGCCCUGGCUGGAGGCGGAGUCUCAGGCACUUGGGGGUUUCGUGUCAUCGGGGGAGGCAGCUCGCAUCAAGGCUCGGCUGACUCAAGCCGGCAGAUACUGGGAGGAGCUAGGGGAGAGUGUGGAGCAGCUGAUUGGCCGGCUGGAGGAGAGCUCCGCCCACCUUCAGAGGUUCAGUACCAAUCUGGAGCAGGUGAAGUCUUCCAUUGGUGAGCUGAGUGAAAAAAUGGACCAUCCUAUCAAAUGUUGUACUUCCUCAUCUGAGACCUACAAAACGCUUCAGGAACAUAUGGACAUGACCCAGGCCCUGGAACAGCUGAAGGGUACCAUGCUAUCGCUGUCCGCCACAGCGAGCAGGCUCAGCGAGCGGGAUCGGGCCGAGGGGGAUGUGGCUGCUCUCCAGCAGGCCUACGAACAGGCCCUCCAGCAAGCCAAGGAGAAGCAGGGCCGCCUGGAAGGCCUUCUCUCUCUCUGGCAAAAGUUUGAGAAAGAGUUCUCCAGCUUCCUGUCCUGGCUGGAUGGAUGCGAGACUCUCUGUAGCUCAGAGUCCCAGUGCCUUCCUGCAGAUACAGCCAAGCUUCAAAGCGAGCUUCUGCACUUGAAGGAUCUGCAGUGUGAAGUUUUGUCCCAUGAGGCAAUUUAUGACAUCCUGUUGAGCCUGGGCGAAUCCCUGUACCCUACUGCACCGGAGGAGAGAGUGAAGGAGCUGGCAGAGGACCUGGACCAUUUGGGGAACAGAAUGAGGUCACAGAAGAAGGCUUUACCUCAAAGGAUUCAACAGCUGCAGGUCCACAUGGACCAAGUGGAGCAGUUUGACCAAGCUCUGUUGGCCUUCUCCCAAUGGAGCGAGAACUUCCUCACUGGCCUCUAUUCCGAGUGCCAGGUCUGCAUCACAGACCUACAGCCAGCUGCCACUCUGGUAAAGGAAAGGGCAGCCUCUCUACAGAGACAGGCCAGUGAGAUGAAGGAGCUACAGAAGUUUGUGGACACCCUCUCCUUGUCCUGUGAACCUGGUGACCUACAGUUGCUUCAGGGUCGCCUGGAAGACUGCUUCCAGCCCUUCCUGGAGGCCCAGCAACUGAUGGGCCACCGGCGUGACGGCCUGGAGAAGCUGGAGGCUUUCCUGCAGACCCAAAGUGUGGCUGCCAACGUGCUACUCGGGCUGAGGCAGACAGUAGAAAGUGCCGGAGCCUGGGACCAGGGCAAGGUCCACGAGCUGCAGCAGGAGCUGAAGGCCAUUGUUCCCGACAUCGGGCGCCUGGAGGCGCUAGCAGUCAGCCUGGACGGGAGCCUCUGCAAAGCCCGCUACCACCUCUGCCGGGAGGAGCAACGGACCUCCUGCCGUGUGCUGGCGGACACCCUCAGCUUGGAGCUGGAAGCUGUGCAGAACCUCCUGGGCACCAAGCAGAGUGAGGCCGAGGCUCUGAGCGCGCUCUGGGCUACCUUCAGGCAGCGUAAGGAGCAGCUGCUGAAAAGUGUGGAGGACAUUGAGGAAAAGGCUGACCACCAGGUUCUGGGAGAACCAAGCCUGCUGGCCCUGCAGCAGAGGUUGCGCUUUUUCAACCAGCUGGAAAACGAGCUGCUGUCCCAUAAGCAUGAGGAGCAGUGGUUGAGGGAAAAGGGUCGGCAGCUGGCCCAGAGGGACUCCGAGCUGGCGGUGGAGGCCCAGAGGGACAUCGGUCUCCUGGAGGCUACCUGGGAGGCCACCCAGAGGCUCAUUGCAGAUGGCCAGGAGCAGUGUACCGCCAUGGUGGACCUCACAAGGGAUUUCCAGAACAUGAGGUCGUCUAUUAGCGCUAUCCUGGACAACGCGGAGAGCGUGGCUGAGAUGAAGGUUGCUGUCAAGGACCAAGAUGACAUCAGAAGAGCCCUAUCCCGGCACGAUGCAGUGAAGACGGAGAUGACGAACAACCAGGAAGGGCUGGACCAGUUCACCGGCACGGGAAAGCGGCUGCUGAACGAACUCAAGAAGAUCCCUGAGUGUGAGACGCAGCUGGUGAAGAAGGACAUGGACGCCAUUGUGGACCAGUGGCUGGACCUGUCAGAAAGGAUUGAAGACAACAUUGAUCGACUCAACCAUAGCUUGAUGCUGUGGGAGGAAGUAUUGAAGAUCAACGAGGAGUUAGAUGGCUGGGCCCACAGCUCUGUGGCUGAGCUCAGCGAGAGCCUGAAUGACCUUAACAACAGCCGAAGGAUGGAGGGACGGCUCACCGAGUUUCAGGCUGAGGUGGAGAAGAAUGAAGAGAAGCUUAAAGUUCUGCAGGGAAAAGUGUUGGAGCUUAAACAGCUAAUGAAGAGCCAGGAGACCCCAACAGAACUACAGGUCAUGGACACUGACCUGAAGAAGAAGAUUAUCCAGGCCCAAGAGGUAUCUGAAGAGGUGAGAACUACUCUCAGCGACUUCCGCUUCCAGAAGCAGCAGCUGGAAGACUUUGUGUCCCAGAUGGCAGAGUGGCUGAAGAAUGUAGAGCACUCGCUGUCAACAUCGCAACAAGGGGCAAAGACAGAGGACAUCUGUAAAGUAAAGGAGGUGCAGAAGGAGUUGCUGAACCAGCAGGGCAGCAUCGACUCCACGCGGGAGAACCUCAACAACCUCUGCAGGAAGUACCCCUCGGAGGAGCUGGCCAAGCUGGGAGCCACGCUGACUGAGCUCAUCAAAAAGUACAAAGCUGUCCAGCAGCUCUCCAACAAAGCCCUGGGCUCCCUGCAGAACAGCCUGCAGCUACACUUCAGUGACCUAGUUCAGGAAUUCCACGAGUGGCUCUCCAACCUGGACUAUGGUGUGAGGGAAUGUUCUGAUCAGUCUGGAGACUCCAGCACCAUCGAGAACAAGCUACGGAAGCUCAAGGUGGCGCUUGAGCAUGAGGAAGAGGGCAAAGCCCGUAUGACGAGGGUGUGCGAGGAGGGCGAGAAGCUCCUGUUGCACCUCCCCAAGGCCAGCGUGGGGCAGGUGCAGCAGCACCUCUCCUCCAGCCAGCGGGACUGGGACGGCUUCAUGGAGCGGUGCCGGCAGAACCAGCAGCUGCUGGAGGAGGCUGCCGCCCAGCUGAGCGGGUUCGACACCCAGGUGAAGAAGAUGAGGAGGUGGUUGGAGCAGAUGGAGCAGGAGCUGAGCGCGGAGGUGCAGGGGGUGAAGCCACAGAGCGUCACCGAGAGGACGGCGGAGCUGCAGCGCAUGGAGCAGUUCCACAAAGGACUGCUGAAGGAGAGGGACUCCUUCGAGCUCCUGUCACAGGAGUCCCAUGGCCUGAGCGAGUCGGGCAGGGGUGACGGCGGUGAGAUGCGUGCGGCUGCACAGCUGCAAGCAGCCUACCAGGCUCUGCUGAGGCGCGCUGGGGAGCGACUGCGCAGCUGUCAGCUGACGCUGCAGGAACACCAGGCCUUCGAGGAGACGCUGCAGAGUACCUGGACCUGGCUGAAGGGUGUACAGGGUCGCCUGGGUUCGCUGAACACCACCAUUGGAUGCAAGGAGACCCUGGAGAAGAGGCUGGGCCUUGUGCAGGAUAUCUUACUGAUGAAGGGCGAGGGCGAGGUGAAGCUGAACAUGGCCAUUGGCAAGGGGGAGCAGGCCAUGAAGAGCAGUGGAGAAGAAGGGAGGAAGAACAUCCAUUCCCAGCUGCAGGGCCUGAAGGAUGCCUGGGCUACCACUCUCAUGACCGCUAUGAGCUGCCACAGCCGCCUGGAGUGGACCGUGGCCCAGUGGAGCGGCUUCCAGGAGGCCCAGAGCCAGCUGCUACAGUGGAUGGAGUCGGUGGAGCAGGACGUGGGAGCCCUCCUGCCCCUGCAGCCGGGGCCCAAGGAGAAGGCCUCGCAGCUGGAGCGGUGCCGCACUACACUGGCCGAGGUGGAGAGCCAGGCGUCGGCGCUGGCACGCCUGAAGGAGAAGGCCAUCGAGCUGCACAAGAAGACCGGGGACCAGGGUUUCGGGGAGCAGUCGAGAUCGGCGCUCAGCAUGCGGUUUGCUGACAUCACUGGUACUGUUAAGGGACGGGUGAAGGCGAUGGAGGACCUCGUGGAGGAGCACAGGCGCUACCUGGAGGCGGUGCGGGAGCUCAAUGAUUGGCUGACCUCUGCCAAGGAGGAGCUCCAGCGCUGGUCCGACACCUCGGGGGACUCUGGGAUGCUGCAAAAGAAACUCGGAAAAGUGCAGGAGCUAAUUGACUCGCGGCCCCGGGGCAGGGAGCGACUGACCCGCGCCGAGCAGCGUGGGGCAACUGCACGGGAGCACACGGCGCCGGCGGGCCGCGAGCUGAUGGCCCGGGAAGAGCGCGCCCUGCUGGCCGCCUGGGAGCAGUGGGACAGUGACGCGCUGCGGGCCCGCGCCUGCCUAGAGGGCGCUCUCGCGCAGGCCUCCAGGUCCGAGCAGGAGUUCAGCCGGCUGGCUGCGCAGCUGGAGCAGGAUCUCUGCGAGAUGAGCAGCCAGAUCCAGGCCUGGAGGCAGAAGCUGAGUCAGGCUGAAAGGGAGGAGGACGUAGUGAAAGGCUGGCAGGUCGCUAAGGACACCCUGGAGGGUUUGCAGGAGAUGGAGCCCAUGCUGGACAGCUUGAAGUUACGGUUAAACGAUCUCUGCCGCUUCUCCAGAGACCUGGGCUCUCAGCUAGAGAGAGUGUCUGCUCUAAUUAAGGAGUACAACAGUCUGAGCCUCCAGGCUUCCCAAGAGUGCCAGAAUAAGGAGAAGCUUCUGGAGCAGAGGUUCCGCUCCACUUUGAAAGACUUCCAGCAGUGGCAGGUCAAUGCCAAGAUCAACACUGCCAAGUGCUUCGACGUGCCCCAGAACAUCCUCGAGGUCUCUACUGCCCUGCAGAAGAUCCAGGAGUUCCUGAGUGAGAGGGAACAGGGCCAAACAAAGCUCAGUGCGGUGGCCUUCAGUGGAGAGCAGCUCAGCAGCAUCAUAGCCAGAGACAGAGUGGAAACAGUCCGAGCCAAAGUGACCAGUGCCAGAAAAGACUGGAAGGCGCUGAUGUCCAACUUGCAUCAAAGGGAAACAGCCUUACAGGACCUGCAGGCUCAGAUGAAGGACUUUGAGGCGAGCGCGGAGCCCCUGCAGGAGUGGCUGAACGUGACGGAGGCAGCAGUGCAAGACAGCAGCACGUGCUUGCAGGACCUGCCCUCUAAGAAGCAGGAGUUGCAGCGGCUUCAGGCUAUCAUUGAAGAAUUGGCUUCUCAGGAGUUGCAGCUGAACAAACUGAAAGAGAAAGCUCACCUGCUGUGGGAGGGGCAUGCCGCGGGGAAAGGCUUCAUGCACCGAGUGUCCCAGCUAUCCGCCCAGUACCUGACAUUAAGCAACUUGACCAAGGAGAAGGUUUCCCGCAUGGACAGGCUCGUCUCGGAGCACCAGCUGUUCUCACAGGGCCUUAAGGAGCUGCAGAACUGGGUGGCCGACACCGACCACCUGCUCUGCAGCUACUGCACGCCGACUGCGGACAAGAGCGUGCUGGAUAGUAGGAGGGCCAAGCUGGAGGCCUUGCUCAUGGCUUGGCAGGAGAUGGAGAUUCAGCUGAAGAUGCUGAUUGGCCGGGGUGAGUCGGUGCAGAAGAACACCUCCCCCGCGGGGAUCCCCGCGCUCUGCAAGCAAGUCCAGGACCUCAAGGACUCCUGGGCCUCCCUGCUCUCUGCCUCCAUCCAGUGCAAGAGUCAGCUAGAGGGCGCCCUCUCCCAGUGGACCAGCUACCAGGAGGAUGUGCGUCAGUUUGUGGUCUGGAUGGAGCGAGUGGAGGAGAGCCUGCGUACCACAGACAAGCAGUACUCCGAGAUGAGGGACAAAACUGCCAACCUGGGAAAAGCCAAGCUACUUUACGAGGAGGUGAUGAGUCACGGGAGCCUCCUGGAGACCAUCGGCAAAAAGGGCUCCGGCAUGGCGGAGCACUACGUCACCAGGCUGGAGGUUCAGGAGCUGCAGGAUCAUUACGCUGCCAUCAAGGAGAAAUCCAAGACUGCAGUGACAAAGGCAGAGGAACUGGUUCUGGCCCACCAAGAAUACCAGCGAAGCCUGCAGGUGUUUGAAGAGUGGCUGGAACAGCAGCAGGAGACACUAGGUAGCUGUUCCCAGCUUGAGGGGGAUGUGGAGAACCUGGAGAGCACUUUGCAGAAGCUGCAGGAGCUACAGGUGCAGUGCACAGAAGGCCAGGCCUUGCUGAACAGAGUUUUGGAGAGCCGGAAGCAGGUAAUCCCCUGGGGGGUUCCCCAGACCGAAGACCGGGUUCUGGAGACCCAGCAACAGGAGUGGAAGGCAUACCAGGGCCGGCUCACGGACUCCAGGGCUGAGCUCAACAGCGCUCUCGCCAAGCUUAGGCAGAUAGAACAGAAGUUCCAGCACUUGGACAAGUGGCUGAAAGCCAUGGAGGGCAAAGGUCAACUACGCAGCGGCCGACGGUCCGACAGGGAGACCAAGGAGGCCCAAAUGCAGAUUCUCAAGGGCUGGCAGGAGGAGGCUCUGGUGUAUCAGGAGGAGGUGGAGGGGCUCAGCAUCCUGGCCCAACAGGUUCUGGAGGAGACGCAUGUCAGCAGCCGCGUCAGCACCCGAGCCGCUCAGCUCACCUCUCGCUACCACGCCCUGUUCCUCCACCUGGCCGACACCAUCAAGCAGCUGGAGGAGGAGACGUGCAGUAUCGAGGAGGCCAGUAACGUCCUGAGGACCUUCUCUGACUGGCUCAGUACAGCGCAGGAGAACUUCACAAGCGUGGCUGUCAGCAUCGGCGUGGUGGACCGUGUUGCCAUGGAAAGAAAGAUGAAAAAACUGGAGGCCCUUCAGAGUGACAUGGAGCUGGGACACACCUACCUGAAGGCCACACGCGAGAAGACAGGGAGGGCCAUGGAGUUCCUGGAGGAGGGGGAGGCAGAACAGCUGCGUGCGGACGUGGAUGCCCAGUUGUCCAGGCUGGAGGGCCUGACAGGGAUGCUGCGGGCGGAACACGGGGCGCUGGAGAAGAGCCUUCAGCUGUCUAAGGAGUUCCUGGAUAAGUACAAGGGCCAGGCCCAGUGGCUGGAGGAGACGAAGGCCCUGCUGCACUCACCCGUGGAGCCCAAGAUCGAGCUCUAUGAGAAGAAGGCCCAGCUGGCCAAGUUCAAGACCAUCCAGCAGACCGUGGAGUCUCAUGAAUCAGCAGUCAGGUGUGUAAUUGAGAAGGGUGAAGCUCUUCUCGAGAGUGUCCAGGACCCGGCCAUUAGUGAGAAGAUGGAGAAGCUGCAGAUAGACUACCACAACCUAUGCAAUUCAGCCCAGGCCCAGGUGGAGAGUCUGGCUGGACGGGUGAAGGAACAUGAAGCCUAUAACAGCCAGCUGCAGGAGGUGGAGAAGUGGCUGCUGCAGAUGUCCAGCAGGCUGGUGAACUCUGACUCCAUGCAUUGCGGCAGCUUAGAGGAGGCAACUCAGCAACUGGCCAGACACAAGGCAAUAUUGGAGGAGAUCACAGGCUUUGAGGAGCGCUUGGAGAGUCUGAAGGACAGAGGCGAAGACCUGGUUGCCAGCUGCGUGGAGCAUCUUCAGUCCAAGGUCCAACAGCAGGUCCAGGCACACCAGCAGGGAACCCGAGACAGCUAUGCUGCCAUCUGCAGCACGUCCCAACGUGUGUACCAGAGUCUUGACCGAGAGCUACAGAAACACGUAAGUCAUCAGGACACACUGCAGCAGUGCCAGACGUGGCUCUGCACUGUCCAGAAGGAGCUACUACCAAAGACUCUACCCACUUUCAGCCUUCAGGAAGCUCUGAAGCAGGUGAAGCACUUUCGAGCCCUGCAGGAACAGGCUAGCACGUAUCUGGACUUGGUGUGUUCUGUGUGUGACCUGUCAGAUGAAAUGGUCAGACGGGCAGCAGCAGAAGUACAGCGGACCAAGCUAACGAUAGAGGAACGGAUGCUGAGCUGUCAGGACCUGGCAGACGGUUGGAGGGACAUCAAAGAGCAGAAAGCUGAGCUAUCUGCUCACUUUCAAGACCUGGAUCAACAGUUGCAGGGUUUCAGUCGAAGACCUGCAGAGCUGGAGAUGAAGAUUGCUCAGAACAUGCUGACCCAGGCAAAGGAAUUUAGCCAGCAGGUGCAGGCUAAGCAAAGCACCCUCACCCAUAUGAUAGAGAGUGUUAACAGGCUAACGGAAGGCCAGGACUCCUCAGAGCACGCUGAGAUCGGGCACCUUAACAACACAUGGAGGGAGCUUUGCCAGCAGACCAACCAGAUGCUCAACCAGAUAGAGGAGGAUCUACAGCGGAUGAGGGACUAUCACGACUGCGUCAGCGACGUAGAAGUAUUGUUUGACCGGGUAUCCAGAGAGUGGGACAAUCUCGCCAGAACGGAUGCAGAGAGCUCUUCUGAACACUUGGAAGCGCUGAAGAACCUCGCGGCCAUCCUUGAAGACCAGAAAGGAACCCUCAACGACCUGAAAGAGCACAAGCACAAAGUGAUUCAUCGUUUGAACCUGGAUGACAAAGAGCUGGUUAAGGAACAGAUCGGCCACUUUGAGAACCGCUGGGCCCAACUUGAGAGUCUUAUAGCAAAGAAUAUUGAGGACUCUACACGCACUCUAAAAGACAUGAAUCAGGUGGAGUUUAAACUGAGAGAGGUCAGAGAAUGGGCGGAGGAGCAGCAUCCAGCACUGUCCGAGGCCAUGAAGAUGAGCCCCCCACCAGAAUUAGCUCAGAGCUUCCUUUUUGACCACCUCAGCAUCUGUAGUGAGUUGGAGGCUAAGCAGCUGCUCUUGGCUCAGGCACUGACAGAUGCAGACAGAGUGUUAGCCCACCUGGGUUUGUACGAAAGGCAGCAACUUCAGCAGCUAAUCUCAGAAACACAAGUUGAGAUGGAAUCCCUGAGCAUUAAGAUGAUCCAGAGGAGGAAGUACCUCAGCAAAGCUUUUACCGAACGAACGCAGUUCUUGUUGGCGGUGAAUCAAGCUAUUACUUGGGUUCAACAAAACGAGAAGAAGGCAUUCGCUGAUGAGUACACGGCACUUCUGCCCGAUGAUCUCAACAAACAACUCAGGAUGUGUAAAGGCAUUCAAAGUAGCUUGAAGGCUUAUCAGAGUGAGCUCACCUCUCUCUGGUCCCAAGGGAGGGAUUUGAUGAAAGAUGCCACAGAAGAUGAAAAGGCAGAAAUUUUGACAAAGUUGCAGGAGCUGCAGAACAUUUUUGAGACAGCUCUUCAGAAGUGCUGUCAGAAGGUACAGGAGCAAGAGAAACUGUUGGUAUCCAGGAAAUAUUUCAAGCUGGAUCUGGAAAGAACAUGUCAAUGGUUAAAACAAGCAGAUAUUAUUACUUUUCCGGAAAUCAAUUUAAUGAAUGGAGAUGCCGAGCUCUACUCACAGCUUACAAAGUAUGAGGACAUAUUAGAUCAAGCUAUGGAAUAUGAAAAUCUCCUUCUAAAUGUCCAAAGAUCUGGUCAGGAGAUACUGCCAACUCUCAAUGAAGUGGACCACUGUUACCUUGAUGAGAAGCUGAAUACUCUCCCACAGCAGUAUAACAGCAUUUUGGCCCUGGCAAGAGACAAGCAAGAAAAAAUUCAGCAGGCUAUUGUCGCGCGGAAGGAAUUUGCCACUUUUAUUGACAUAACAUACAAAGCAUUGAAAAGUAUUGAGGAGCAAUUCAACAAUUUAGGUAGGCAGCCAGUUGGCCUAAUGACUGAGGAGGUUAUUAGUUUGCAAAGUGAUUACAAAGAUCUUCUUGAAGAUCUGACUAAUUUGGGUCCAGAUAUUGUGGAUUUAAAUCAGAAGAAGGAAGCUUUUCGCAGUACUGGUCAACCAUGGCGACCCGAUGAAAUGAUCCUAAUUGUGAAUCUUUGCAACAGCCUGAAGAGGCAAAUUGAGCAAAAAAUCGAAUAUUUAGAUGAUACUCUGGAAUCAUUUGAGGACCACAAAGCUAUGGCUUUGCAACUUGACUCCGAGUUGAAGGCCACUAAGGAGCAGCUUGAUAAGGUUAAUGCAGAGACCCAGUCUGCUGAGGAGAGGCUCAAGAACUAUCAUGCCCUGGCUGGGAGUCUACAGGGAGCCACAUCUCACCUCAAGAGGCUCAUGGAACAGAUGGACAACUUUGCCCCUCAUGUAGACCAAGCUGCAAACCAGGUUGCCAAACAACAGGUGGUCUUAUGGCAAGAGGAGCUACAGUCUUUACAAUCAGCAGUGGCUGAGCUUAUUAUAGAAUGUGAGAACAGGUACGUCCAGAGUAAAGACUUUCAGACAGAGGUGAGAAGGACCCUUGAUUGGCUUCAGCAGGUCAGGGAUGACCUGGGCUGUCCCGUUAUUCUGGAUGUCAAAAUAGAGAGGGUGCAGGAAGAGAUCAGGAAACAACAGAUAGUACAGGAGGAGGUGCAGUCCAGGAUUAGGAUUGUGGCUGCUCUGAGCAGCAGGGAAAGACAGAAGUACACCAGUGCAAAUGAACUGGUCCCUGCCCAUGUGAGUACCAGCCUGGAGGAGAUGGCGAAGUUGGAAGCAGACGUUCAACUAGCUCUGAACACCAAACAGAUUACUCUUCAGCAAGCUCUUACCUUGUGUCAGAAGUACCACUCCAAAAUGCAGUACGCCUGCGAGUGGCUGGAGGACGCCGUCGCCUUCCUGCAGCAGGCUAGCCUGGGUGUGGACGUGGAAAACUACGAGGAGUGCCUCAGACAGCAGAGCUGCAUCAUGGCCAGCGAGCAGGACUUCCUUGGGAGCCUGCAGGAGCUCGAGACGCUGCCCCCUCAGCUGGAGAACCUUGUCAACUCCAGCACUAAGGAGCAGCUCAGGCUGAGUGUGGAGUCGGCACAGCAGAGAGGUGUGGAAGUUCGAGAUCAGCUGCAGUGCCACCAGGACGUCCUGCACAGUUGUGUAGCUCAAUGGAAAUCGUACCAGGAAUCAAGGCAGGCAGUGAUUGAGAUGAUGAAUGAGGCAGAGAAACAGCUCACAGAGUUUUCCACGGCCAAGGCAUCUACAUGUCACGAGGCAGAGGAUAAGCUAAGGAACCAUAAGGUCUUAGUGGAUUUGGUCAAUGGCUUCCAUGAGAAGUUGACAGACUUAGAAGAGCAGGCAUCCCAGUUGGAGAUGGUUGGUAGCGAUGGUAGCAAGGCCACCAUUAGCCGGUCCAUGACCAUGGUGUGGCAGCGUUGGACCCGGCUACGUGGCGUGGCAAGGGCACAGGAGAGGGUGCUGGAAGACACUGCACUCAACUGGAGAAGUUUUAGGGAGAGGAUGGAAAAGAUGGCAGCUGCUUUGGAGGACUUGCAGAAUCGGGCUCCGGAACAGUCUGUAGAAAAGGCCUCCAAGGCCACGCUACAAGCUCUGUUGGAAUACAAUGACUCCUUCAGCCAGGAAGUGGAGCACCAGCACUCUUCUCUCACCCUGCAGCGCCAAUAUGCCCUUAGUCUGUUCCGUGAUUUGGAGGUGCCCAUGCCUGCAGCCAGUCAAGACGACCUGCCUUGCCUACAGGAAAUUACAGCAAUGCAGGAGAGCUUUGAGAGGCUCCUGCAGCAGGUACGCGAUAGCCGAAGGCAAAUCAGACAAGAGCUGAAGGAGAGAGAGGAAGUGGAGAGGGAGCUUAGCCAAGUGAAAUUCUGGAUCCAGAAUACCCUGGAUCUCCUGCUCAGCUCAUCUAGAGACAUGGACACACUGCUGCCGGAGCUUGAGGUAGUACACACGGACCUGAUUUCCCAUCGUCAGAAAGUAGAGAAGAUCGCUGAGCAGCAACAGAAUAAGUACCUGGACCUGUACACGAUUUUGCCCUCUGAGAUCUCUAUGCAGCUGGCUGAGGUGACACUGGCUCUGGGGUCUAUUGAGGACCAGGUCCAUGCCAAAGAAAGAGAAAUUCAACAAACAAGGGACAUUCAAGAGGACUUCAGCUGUAGAAUCCAGGAUGUCUCUGAAAGGAUGAAUGUCAUCUCCAUGAAGCUGAAGGAGCGUGCUACUGAUGUGGAACUGGCCAAAGAGGACGCCAGGGGUCUGUAUGAAGACCUGGAGAUUUGUGGCCAGACCCUGUCCAAUCUGAAUGGUGCCAUCCAGCAAUUUGGAGAGCGGAACCCCCUUCUAUCCAGACACCUUUGUGAUGCCAUCAUGGAGUUGAGCGAGACUCACCAUCACACGAGACGACUGGCGGAGACGCGAAUCUCUCAGCUCAAGAACGCUGGCACACAUUUGGACGAGUUUAAUGAAAUGCUGGAGUGUAUUGUGAGGUGGACAGACAAAGGCAAGAAACUCAUGAAGAGCAGCAUCGUCUGGGCGUCGGCCUCUCAGCUUCAGGACCAGAUUAGGGUCUAUGAGAGUGUUCUCCGAGAAUCUUGGGAGCUCCAAGGAGACCUGGAUGCCAUGAAGGAGAAGACGGAGGUGCUGUCUGACGUGCUGCAGACGGAGGCCAUGGACCAGCAGGUGUCAGAGCUGAGUCGUGAAACUGAGGAGCUGCAGCAGAGCAUUAAAGCGCGGCUGCAAAGCCUCCAAGAUGCAGCCAAGGACAUGGAGCGAUUUGAGCGUGAGGUAAAGACGCUUCACGCAGCUCUUGAACAGGCCCAGGCGACGCUGACCUCUUCGAAAUUUGCCCGUAUGACCUUGAAGGAACAUCUGGCCCAGAGACAGCGCCUGUUGAGCGAGAUGGAGAACUUCAAGCAGCAGGUGCUUGCGGUGCAGGGGUGUCAGAGUGUGCUGCGUGUCCCAGAGGAAGUGGUCACCAGCCUGUCCAUCUGCCGCACUGCCGUGAGCCUCCAGCAGGAAGCCAGCCGGCUGCAGCACACUGCAAUUCAGCAGUGCAACAUCCUGCAGGAGGCCGUGGUGCAGUACGAGCAGUAUGAACAGGAGGUGAGGCACUUGCAGGGGCUGAUGGAGGAAGCCCACCGCGUCAUCCAGGACGAGCCCGUCUCCACCAGCAACAUCCAGGAACUUCAAGCGCAGAUACUCCACCAUGAAGAGCUGGCCCAGAGGAUCAGAGGCUACCAAGAGCAGAUAACAUCCCUCAAUUCCAAGUGCAAGAUGCUGACGAUGAAAGCAAAGCAUGCGACCAUGUUGCUCGCAGUUAACGAGACACCGGGGGAGAAACAAAGCGAUUCGGAUUCUGGAAGCCUCCGCAAAAGCUGUGACAGUGACGGUUCAGCUGUGACGAUGGGUUCUGCUGGCCAUCACCCGCUACUUUCUCCAGUGACAGAGGAGUCAGGGGAGGAGGGGACCAGCAGUGAGAUCUCCUCUCCAUCUGCUAGUUACCCUCCAUACAUUGGUGGCGCCUUUAACCAGACUGCGCUGCGGAGAGGCCAGCUCAUGAGGACGUCAGUCCAGGAGCUGUAUGACCCAACCCUAGAGUCGGUCGCUGUUCCUGACCUGGACGACCUGCAACGCUCAUGGGAGUCUCUGAAGAACGUGAUCAGUCAGAAACAGAGGACUCUGUAUGAAGCCCUGGAGAAGCAGCAGCGCUACCAGGAUGCUCUCCAGACCAUCUCUGCCAGGAUGGAGAGCGUGGAAGCCCGACUGUGUGAGGCUGUGGAGGCGCACCUGAGCCCCAAAAGACAAAUGGAGGAGCACAAGACCCAGAUGAGCACAAUACUUUCACUUCAAGCUGAGAUCGAAGGCCUGCAGGCUGGCUUCAGGGAUGCACUGGGCACGGAUGCAGUAGACGAGCUGGCGGCGCAGUCUAGCCUAUCAGUGCUCGCCGAGAGACUGACCACCAUCCGCACAAAGGCUUCUGGGAAACAAAAGCUUCUAGAGGAGCGCCUGAGUGAUCAGCUGGAGGAGCAGCGGCGCUUGCAGGCCCUGCAGUGUUGCCUCAGCGAUGUCGGCGAGCUGGAUCAGUGGCUCCGCAGCACCCGUGUGGCCUUCACCUCUGGCCCCCAGCCAGAACCAGGGACCGUGACUGGGGAGGUCCAGCUGGCUGCCUGCCAGGGGGCGCUGCUGCAGAUAGAGGAGAAGAAGGCGUCACUGGGGGAGCUAUCUGUGCGGAGCGAGACCUUGUUACAGGAGAGAGGGGGGCAGACUGGUGCAGGUGAAGAGGCUCAGGAGCUGGCUGUCAGCCUUCAAACACUCAACGCCAACCUGCUGGAGCUCCAGGGCCUCCUGCAGGACAAGCAGGAUGUCAUCAAGGGCUCUUUGGGGGGGACUGAGGAUGUUGAGUCGGACUCCUCCCCCUUGAAGGGCAACAGUGUACAGGAUUGGCUGGUUCAAGCUCGCACCACGCGCUCACUGCAGUACCAGGACAGCAUCCAGAGGCAGAAGGAACUGGAAGAACAGCUGGAGGAGCAAAAGAAGCUGCUGCAGUCAGUGGCCACUCGAGGGGAGGAGCUUCUGACACAAAAGACCACACCCACCAGUGAUAGGAUGAUGGAGAUGGUAGGACUGGAGAUGGACCUGGAGGGAGAGAGGCAGGUCAGUGUGGACCUGAUGAGGCAGAAGUGGGAGAGUCUAAGCAAGCAUUUCAGCACCAAGCUGCAGCUCCUACAGAAGACGCUGAGACAGGACCACAAGGAACCGGUUUACACCAGACAUACCAGAGUAACAACUUCCGGAGCGUCGUUCAAGGGAGAGACACAAGUUCAAGACCAGUCCUCGCUGAAGUUGUUAUUUGAAGAAGUCAGUAAUGCAUUUGAAGAUGUGUCUCUUCAGCCUGCCAGUGUAGCCAAUCAUGACCAUCCUGUGGAGCAACAGCUCUACUCUGCUGUUUCGGUCACGUGCUCCUGGCUGGAUGGAGUGGAAAGCAGUCUGUUCUCCAGUCCUGUUCUUCUCUCUGAAGAUGCAGAGACUCAGCUCUUUAACCAGGAGGCUCUGGAGUUAGACUUGAAUGAAAUCACAGAAAAAGUGGGCAGUUGCGUGCAACUUGUGGUGAGCUCCAAAGGGCAGUCUGAUGAAAGCCAGGAAUUGAUGGAGGAAACACUAGAUUCUCUGAUGGUGAGGCUGAAGACUUUGGAUUCUGUAGUCGUCCAGCGUUGUGAUGAUAUGAGAACCAGAUUACAGGAGCUCACUGCAUACCAGACAGAGCUGAAGCUGCUUUUCAAAGCUCUCACUGAGCACAAGUAUCAGAUCCUCCAUGAACUAGCAGAGGUGCUCGACCAGCCAGCCUCCAGACAGGUGGAGGCUAUAGCCAGGGCAGAGGAGAACUUGAGGGAGUUUGAGCAGAAAAUCACAGAGCUGAAAUCCAGAGGGGAUAGGCUACAGCCCAACCAGUUCUCUUCACAGGAGCUGCUAAAGCUGCAGGAUGCUUAUGAAGAGCUGGUCUUGAUCGUGGGAUCACGGCGCAGUGGACUCAACCAGAACCUGGCUCUAAAGGGUCAGUAUGAGCAAGCCCUUCAAGAUCUGACAGACUUGGUGGACACAGCUCAGGACAAGAUGGCUGCCGACCAGAAAAUAAUCGCAAACUCUGUAGAGGAAGUGGAAAGCCUGCUGGACAAGCAUAAAGAGUUUUUCCGGGGGCUGGAGUCUCACAUGAUCCUGACGGAGACGUUCUUCAGGAAAAUCAGCAGCUUUGUCCUCCCUGCUGAGAAACAAGUUCUGGAAGACACUCUGGCUAGUUCUCAAGGCCUCCUGAAGCGAGCCCACAAAAGAGGAGUCGAACUGGAAUAUGUCCUGGAGACAUGGAGCCACCUGGAAAAAGACUAUCAAGGUCUCCAUCAACAGCUGGAGGCGGUAGAGUGCAGGAUUCCUGCUGCAUGUCUUGUGGAAGAGACAGAAGAGAGACUGGCUGAGAGGAUUGAGCUCUACCAGUGUCUAAAAGCAACCCUGACGGAACACCAGCACAGACUCUGCCAGGUACUAGAAGAUGGGAAGCGGUUACUGCUGAGCGUGUGCUGCCUGAACCUGGAAGUGAAACUCACCCAGCUCGGGGAGCACUGGCUCAGCCAUUCCACCAAGGUCAACAAGGAGCUGAAUCACCUGGAUGCCGUCCUGAAGCACUGCGUCCGGUACCGGAGUGAGUCAUCAGAGCUAAACCAGUGGCUGCGAUCAGCUCUAGAACGCUUGGAGUUUUGGGCAUCUCAGUCUGCAAGUGUCCCUCAGGAUCUGAAGGACCAUCUGCCGGCAUUCUUGGAGUUCUCCAAGGAAGUAGAGGCUAAGUCCUCCCUGAAGACUUCCGUGCUGAACGAAGGUGGCCAGCUGUUGCGGUUGAAGAAGACCGACAUCACGGGCCUACGUGCGGAGCUGGUCCAGGUGGAGGCGCAGUGGGCUGAGCUGCUCACGCGCAUCCCUGUGGUGCAAGAGAAACUCCACCAGUUGCAAAUGGAGAAGCUGGCAUCUCAGCAUACCAUCAUGGAGCUGAUGGGUUGGAUCACUUUGAUGGAAAGAGUGAUCCAGGAAGAUGAUGAGAAAAUCGUGGGUAUGGCUGGAUCAGAGGCCGUCCAAAAAUACCUACAGAAAUACAUGUGCAUCAAGAUUGACGUGAACUGCAAGCAGCUGACGGUGGACUUUGUGAACCAAUCAGUGUUACAGACGGGCAGUCAGGACGUGGAACACAAGCGCGGUGACAGGACUGACUUUGCAGAGAAAUUGGGGACGAUGAAUCAUCGGUGGCAGAUUCUGCAAGGUCACAUCAGUGAGAAGAUCGAGCUGUUGGAAGCUUUGCAUGCAUCUUGGCUGGAAUACGAAGGAACCGUGGAGAACCUUAAGACUUGGUUUGCAGCUCAGGAGGAGAGGCUGAAGAAGAAGCACAUAAUUGAAGACUUGGCUUCAGUGCAGAAUGCUCUCAAAGACUGCCAAGAAAUGGAAGAGAUAGUGAAAGAGAAGGAGAAGGAACUGGAGAAUAUAGAGGAGAAAGGUUGUGCUCUAAUCCAUAAAAAGAACGAGGAAGUCUGCAGUGUUGUCAUGGAUACCCUCCAAGGUCUAAAUCAUUCAUGGGCCAAUCUGGACCAUCUGAUCGGGCAACUGAAACUGAGUUUGAAGUCUGUCCUGGAACAAUGGAAUGUGUAUAAGACCGCUUCGGAGGAGAUCAACAGCUACUUGAUGGAGGGAAAGUACUCUGUGUCUCGAUUCCGCCUUCUCACCGGCUCCCUGGAAGCCGUCAGUGUCCAGGUGGAGAAUCUUCAGAAUCUACAGGCAGAGCUAGAGAGGAGGGAGGGCAUCCUCACGAGGUUUGGGGCCGUGACCCACCAGCUCCUGAAAGAAUGCCAGCCGUCAGUGGCCAACACGCUCAACAGCGCCCUCAAAGACGUCAACGCCAGGUGGACCGAGCUUCAGGGCGAGAUCACCGAGCAGCUUAACAUCAGCAAAGGGCUCCUGCUGCUAUGGCGACGGUACCAGGAGCUGUACGAGCAGAGCGCCGACAGCGUGCAGCGGCUGGAGGAGUCUGCCGACCGGCUGCUCACGCCCGCCACCAGCAAGGACGUCGCCGACGAGGAGGUGUCCGGCUGGAUCCAGGACUGCAACGAGCUGUUGCAGGCCCAGAAGACCGUCCAGGGUUCCCUGCAGGUCCUGCAUGAAUUGGGGGAGCAGCUGAAACAACAGGUGGACAACUCAGCCACGGCGGCCAUCCAGUCGGACCGGCUGUCCCUCACUCAGCGCUUGGCGGCGAUGGAGCAGGGCCUCAGCAGACAGCAGGCCGUCCUGAAGGCGGGAGUCCAGGACUACAAAAGCUUCAGCCACCAGCUGGACUCCUUGGAGAGCUGGAUCGCAGAAGCUGAGGCCGUUCUGAAGGAAGCGGACCCAAACCGCACCCCCGAGAUAUCCACCGUCCAGGACCGCAUGGAAGAGCUCAAGGGUCAGAUGCUGAAGUUCAGCAGCAUGGCUCCUGACCUGGAGAGGCUCAGUGAGCUGGGAUACAGGCUGCCCCUCAACGACAAGGAGAUUAAACGCAUGCAGACCCUGAACAGGAGCUGGUCCAUCUCCUCGGUCCAGACCACUGAGAGAUUCAGCAAGCUGCAAGCUUUCCUGCUGCAGCACCAGACCUUCCUGGAGAAGUGUGAAACAUGGAUGGAGUUCCUGGUGCAGACAGAGGAGAAGCUGGCCGUGGAGAUAUCUGGCAACUACCAGAGCCUGGUGGAGCAGCAGAGGGCCCAUGAGCUCUUCCAGGCAGAGAUGUUCAGCCGCCAGCAGGUUCUCCACUCCAUCAUCAGUGACGGACAGCAGCUUCUGGAGCAGGGCCAGGUGGAUGACAGGGACGAGUUCAACCUGAAGUUGGCGCUGUUGAGUAACCAGUGGCAGGGCGUGGUGCGGAGGGCCCAGCAGCGUAGGGGCAUCAUCGACAGCCUGAUCCGCCAGUGGCAGUGCUACAGGGACAUGGCGGAGAAGCUGCGGAAGUGGCUGCUGGAGGCGGCGCGGCAGGCCGAGGUGCCCCGGGAGGGAUCGCCGGUGCCGCUGCAGCAAGCCCGCGCCAUUCUGGAUGGGAUCCUGAUGAAGGAGAAGGUCCUGCAGAGGCAGCAGGGCAGCUACAUCCUGACGGUGGAGGCCGGCCGGCAGCUGCUGCUCUCGGCCGACAGCGGGGCCGAAGUCGCCCUGCAGGCGGAGCUCACGGAGAUCCAGGAGCGCUGGAGGCGCACCAGCUCCCGGCUGGAGGAGCAGAAGAAGGAGCUGGCAGCCCUGCUGAAGGACUGGGACGUCUGUGAGCGGGGCAUUGGCGGCUCUCUGGAGAAGCUGCGCACCUUCAAGCGCAACCUGUCGAAGCCCCUUCCCAGCCUCCAUGAGGAGCUGCGCUCAGAGCAGAGCCGCUGCAAGGACUUGGAGAACACCCUCAAUGGCUGGAAGGAAGACAUGGCCCAGCUGACUGAGCUGCGGGAGUCACUCUCCAGCUACAUCAGCGCCGACGACCUGUCCGUGUUGCAGGAGCGCAUCGAGCUGCUGCAGCGGCAGUGGGGGGAGGUCUGCUACCAGUUGUCCAUGCGUAGGCAGCAGGUGAGCGAGAAGCUGAACGAGUGGGCCGUCUUCAGCAAGAAGAACCGCGAGCUGUGUGACUGGCUCACCCAGAUGGAGAGCAAGGUCUCGCAAACCGGAGACAUCAGCAUCGAGGAGAUGACGGAGAAGCUGCGGAAGGAUUACCAGGAGGAGAUCGCCGCGGCUGGGGAGAACAAGCUGCACCUCCUGCAGAUGGGCGAGCGGUUGGCCGCGCUCAGCCCCGAGGGCAAGGCCUCUGAGAUCACGACCAAGCUGAGACGGAUCUGUGAUCGCUGGCAGAACCUGCUGGACCUCAUCGGGGCCAGGGUGAAAAAGCUGCGGGAGACUCUGGUGGCCGUGCAGCAGCUGGACAAGAACAUGAACAGCCUGCGCUGCUGGCUGGCGCACAUGGAGACGGAGCUGGCCCACCCCAUCGUCUACGACGCCUGCACGUCCACCGAGAUCCAGAAGAAGCUGGACCAUCAGCAGGAGCUCCAGCGGGACGUCGAGAAGCACAGCACAGGCGUGGCCUCAGUGUUGAACCUGUGCGAGGUGCUGCUGCACGACUGCGAUGCCUGUGCCACCGAGGCAGAGUGCGAGUCCAUACAGCAGGCCACGCGCAACCUGGACCGCCGCUGGCGAGGCAUCUGCGCCACCUCCAUGGAGAGGAGGCUCCGAAUCGAGGAGACGGGACGGCUGUGGCAGAAGUUCUUGGAGGACUUUGCGCGUUUUGAAAGCUGGCUGAAGGCCUCGGAGAAGACGGCCGCCCUGCCCAAUUCCUCCGGGGUCCUCUACACCGCGGCCAAGGAGGAGCUUCUGAAGUAUGAGACCUUUCAGCGGCAUAUCCAUGAAAACCUUGCCCAACUGGAGCUGAUCAACAAGCAGUACCGCCGGCUGGCGCGGGAGAACCGCACCGACUCGUCCUGCCGCCUGCGUGAGUUGGUGCACGAGGGGAACCGACGCUGGGACGAGCUGCAGAAGAGGGUGGCAUCCAUCCUGCGCCGACUCCGGCAUUUUAUUAGUCAGAGGGAGGAGUUUGAAGCAGCCAGGGACGGCAUUUUGGUUUGGCUCACUGAGAUGGACCUUCAGCUGACCAACGUGGAGCACUUCUCUGAGUGUGACACACAGGCCAAGAUCAAGCAGCUGAGGGCAUUUCAGCAGGAGAUCUCCAUGAACACUGGCAAGACAGAGCGCAUCUUCCGCCAGGGGGAGGCGCUCAUCGAGAAGAGCGAGCCCCUGGAUGCGACGGUCAUCGAGGAGGAACUGGAGGAGCUGCAGAGAUACUGCCAGGAGGUGUUCGGACGGGUGGAGCGGUAUUACAGGAAGCUCAUUCACCUGCCGCUGCUUGCAGACGACCACGACAUCUCUGACCGAGAGCUGGACCUGGACGACGGGGGCGACCUGUCCAGCCAGCCCUGGACAGACAGCAUGCUGUCCCCGGUGCCGUCGUCCAGCCGCUCUGCCUCCAUCCCGGUGCCCCUGCGGGCCGAGCGCUCGGGCCAGGACACUCCGGCCAGCGUCGACUCCAUCCCCCUGGAGUGGGACCAUGACUACGACCUGAGCCGCAGCCUGGAGGCGGCCGGGACCCAGGCGCCGGCGUCUGAGCCGGGGGUGCAGCUGCCGGAAGAGGACUUCGGCCUCCUGGGGGCCGCGUCGGGCCUGUCCAGUGAGGCCGGCUCCCUGGAGACGCACAUCCGGAAGCUGGAUAAGGCUCUGGACACCAGCCGCUUCCACCUGCAGCAGACGGAGAACAUCAUCCGGAGCCGAACGCCUACCGGCCCUGAGCUGGACACCAUGUACAUGGGCUAUAUGCGUCUCCUGGGUGAGUGCCGGAGUAGCAUAGACACCGUUAAGAGGGUCGGGUUUGAGCUGAAGGAAGAGGGCGACAAACACUCUGGGCUUUUCAACCCCAACAGCGCUGAGACCCAGACUUCUGGCGUGAUCGAGCGCUGGGAAGUGAUCCAGGCCCAAGCACUCAACAAGGAGCUGCGCAUGAAGCAGAACCUGCAGCAGUGGCAGCAGUUCAAGUCAGACGUGGGCAAUGUGUGGGCGUGGCUGAGCCGGGCGGCGGAGGAGCUGGAGCAGCUGCGUGGCCUGGACGUUGGCACGGACAUCGACACCAUCGAGCAGCGCAUCAAGAAGUUCAAGGAGCUGCACAAGGCCCUGGACCAGCGCAAAGCCAUCAUCCUGUCCAUCAACUUGUGCAGUGCCGAAUUCCUGCAGUCGGAUACGGAUGAGGCCCUGGAGCUGCGGGGCCAGCUGAAGGAGAUGAAUGACCGGUGGGACCAGCUGGGUGCCUCACUGGAGGAGUGGCGAGGCCUGCUGCAGGAUGCCCUCAUGCAGUGCCAGGAUUUCCACGAGAUGAGCCACGGCCUACUGCUCUGGCUGGAGAACAUCGACCGCAGGAGGAACGAGAUCGUCCCCAUUGACUACAGCCAGGAUGUCGAAGUGCUCCACGAGCAUCACAGAAACCUCAUGCAAAUUCGCAGAGAGCUGCUGGAUUCGCAGCUGAAAGUUGCCUCACUGCAGUACAUGUCCAGGCAUCUGCUUGUCAACUCCGAGGGCAGGGACUGUCUGGAGGCCAAGGAGAAAGUUCACGUCAUAGGCAACCGGCUCAAACUGAUCCUGAAGGAGGUGAACCGGGACAUCCGGGGGCUGGAACGGACACUGGAUAUCACCAGCAGCCAGCAGGAUCUCUCGUCAUGGUCAUCAGCUGACGAGCUGGACACCUCUGGAUCGCUGAGUCCUGUGUCGGGGAGGAGCACGCCAAGCCGGAGGCGAUCGCCACGGGGCAAAUGUAGUCUGUCAAAGCCUGGACCCUCAGUCAGACGUCCUCACCGCAGGUCUCCCAGAGGCGCUGGCUCCGCUUCCUCCCAUUCUGAGGCCAUGCUGGUGCCGCUGCCCCGGAGGCAGGCCUUCCUGCGCCGUGUGCUGUGGGCUGCCCUGCCCCUCCAGCUACUGCUGCUGCUGCUCCUCGGCGCGGCCUGCCUGCUACCGGCCGCCCCCCACAGCUGCUCCUUCUCCAAUGGCUAUGCCUCCUCCCUGCACUCCGUGCUGUACUAGGCCAGUGCCCAGAGGGGGCGCCCCAGCGUCUGCGAAAAAAUGCCCGAUGGUGUUGUCUUUGUGUUACGAGCUGCUGGUUAUUUUACGGCAGCUGUCUCGAUGUGCAGGUGGCUGCCGAGAUCAGCCAUAAUGUCUGGACCUGCUGUACUUUUCCAUAUCAAAAUGAAUCAUUUCUUAAGAGAACUUAUUCAAGGAGUUCACUGAAGCUGGCCAUGACUGUCCAAAAAAACAAACAUAAUAUUUAACGUCUUCGAACACCAAUGUCAUUAUUUGUAAGAACACACUCCAUUUUAUUUUUCAGAAUAGUUCUUUUUUUGGUUUUUAGCAGACAUCUGUGAUCUUGCUUGACUGAAUGAUUUGUAAAAUAUUGUUGAAAUAGCCCAUAAUGCAGUUAUUUUUUUACAUGUCCUUCUUAGCAUGCAACAAUAAUCUUGGAUAUGAAUGCAAACUAUGUUUAGUGUGAAAGCUGUAUUUUUACUUAAACUGUAUCUGGACGCAAGAUCAAUAAGUUGUGUAAUAAUGUAAAAAAGAAAUAAACUUAUAUAUGACAAAGAAAUCUAUGGCUAAAACAA
Messenger RNA from Paramormyrops kingsleyae, 27177 nucleotides. The record is from RefSeq and is a predicted model, not a curated record. NCBI's taxonomy places the organism in Eukaryota, Metazoa, Chordata, Actinopteri, Osteoglossiformes, Mormyridae.